Gekko japonicus is the source of this 963-nucleotide messenger RNA. NCBI's taxonomy places the organism in Eukaryota, Metazoa, Chordata, Lepidosauria, Squamata, Gekkonidae. The record is from the annotation of a RefSeq genome assembly.
AUGUUAAAACUCAUAAACCACCUACUAAACCCACUAACAGUGGUAAUCCCAAUUCUUUUAGCCGUAGCUUUCCUCACCCUCCUCGAACGAAAAGUAUUAGGAUACAUACAGCUCCGAAAAGGACCAAACAUUAUUGGCCCAGCCGGCCUCCUUCAGCCAAUUGCAGAUGGUGUCAAAUUAUUUAUUAAAGAACCACUACGACCAACAACUUCUUCCAUAACACUUUUCAUUGCAAUACCAACCCUCGCACUUUUACUCGCACUUCUCAUCUGAGCCCCCCUACCCAUGCCAAAGCCUCUCCUAGAACUUAACCUCGGACUGCUAAUAAUUCUGGCAAUUUCAAGCCUGUCCGUAUACUCCCUUCUAUGAUCAGGCUGGGCCUCCAAUUCAAAGUACGCACUAAUUGGCGCACUCCGCGCCGUAGCCCAAACAAUUUCAUACGAAGUAACCCUAGGCAUUAUUUUAUUAUCACUGAUUGCUCUAACAGGGGGCUUCACCAUACAAAUAUUUUUAAUCACACAAGAAUCAACCUGACUAAUUACCUGCUCGUGACCUCUGAUAAUAAUAUGAUACAUCUCAACCAUCGCAGAAACCAACCGUGCCCCAUUUGACCUUACAGAAGGUGAAUCUGAACUCGUAUCAGGAUUUAACGUUGAAUACGCAGCUGGACCAUUCGCACUAUUCUUUCUAGCCGAAUACGCAAACAUUAUUAUAAUAAACACCCUAACAUGCAUUAUAUUUCUUUGCCCAAAUAGCACAUCAGAACUAUUUACCACCAACCUUGCAACCAAAAUACUACUACUUACACUCGGGUUCCUAUGAACCCGUGCCUCAUACCCACGAUUUCGCUACGACCAACUAAUGCACCUCCUAUGGAAAAACUUUCUUCCACUUACUCUUGCUCUAUGCUUAUGACACAUUUCAGCCCCUAUUGCCCUAUCAGGCAUCCCACCACUUACCUAA